UCGUGUUUGUGUCAGAAUUUUCCCAACCCUAACCCAACCUGUUUAUCAUGUCGUGUCACAUUCGUAUUUCAUGUAAGAAAUAGCUGACCCUAACCCGCUAACUUCGUAUUGGGUUUGUGUCGUGUUCUCAUGUCAUGUCGGAAAUUCCCACCCCUAACUCUGAGUGGUAGCCGAGUUAUUGUUACGGAUGGAGCUUUGGCUGCUGGUUCAGGUCAUGGUGCAGCAACCUGGGUUCACGUGGGUGUCGGCGCAGGUGGAGCUUUGUUUUGCAUCCUCAGCGGAAUGGUCGAGAUUCGAGCAUGCAUGGCAGCUCUUCGGUGGGCCUGUGCUCAGAGGAUCCCUUGAAGUUUGUAUUCAGACAGAUCGCUCUGUUUUUGUGUAUGGCUUAUGUUAUCCUCAAGGAGCUGCUGCUGGUAUGCAGCCGGCCCUUGAGGACUUUUGUUUUCAAUGUUCCUCUAUUAAUUAUGUUCGAUCCUUCCAACUACCUAUAAUUUGCGUACUUAACCAUUUAUGGGCUGGUGCUAAAUGGUGCUAUCAGUGGGAACAUAGGUACAUCAAAAGUCCCAAAGAAAUACAGGAAAGAAUGCAGAUGGAAUGUAUACCAUAAUCACCAACUUAAACACAUGCCCUCACUGACGUUAGAACCAAAACACACAAAAAAGUGUGUAACGCAGGUCGUAUCUCAUCAAC
This is a messenger RNA of Rhododendron vialii, 690 nucleotides long. RefSeq lists its product as uncharacterized. The transcript has 2 exons. Bases 188 to 607 code for a protein of 139 amino acids. NCBI's taxonomy places the organism in Eukaryota, Viridiplantae, Streptophyta, Magnoliopsida, Ericales, Ericaceae. The record is from RefSeq and is a predicted model, not a curated record.